Molecule: messenger RNA, 2007 nt
Organism: Ilex paraguariensis (yerba mate)
Lineage: Eukaryota; Viridiplantae; Streptophyta; Magnoliopsida; Aquifoliales; Aquifoliaceae
Source: the annotation of a GenBank genome assembly
GACCCUAGUUCAAGACCAUUCAAACACGUGUCCUAAUACAUUGAGUGGCCUUCCUGUGGUUAACAGAUGGAAAAGCUGGGAGAAUUUCAAGAAGUUGAGUGGCACAGAUGCGAUGACGGAAACAGGAAUGAUCAAAUUAUUAGUGUCUGUUGAAGAUACAGGUGUGGGAAUCCUUCCAGAAGCACAGGGUCGCAUUUUCAUGCCUUUUAUGCAGGCUGACAGUUCCACAUCACGAACAUAUGGCGGGACUGGUAUAGGAUUGAGCAUUAGUGAGCGUUUGGUGAAACUCAUGCAUGGAGAAAUUGGGUUUGUAAGUGAAACUGGGACUGGCAGUACCUUUUCGUUUACUGCAGCUUUCAUUAGAGCAGAAAUGAGUUCCCUGGAUAUAAAGUGGCAGCAGCAGAAUCCAUCUGUUUCAGGUUUCCAGGGGUUGAAAGCAUUGGUCGUUGAUGGGAAAUGCAUCCGAGCCGAGGUCACAAGAUAUCAUCUUGAGAGAUUAGGGAUAUCGGUGGAUAUAACUUCCAGUGUGGAUGCUGCAUGUUCUUAUCUAUCUUCUAACUUCAGGACAAGUGAUUCAGAGCAUUUAGCUGUGGUUCUUGUUGACGAAGACAUUUGGAAUCAGGAGACUGGAGUCACAUUCCGACGUCUGCUGAAAGAGUUUAGACCCAAUGGCUGCACUGAAGUCCUAGAAGUCCCUCCAAAGAUAUUUCUCAUAGCAACCUGCGUAAGCUCUACAGAGCGCAAUGAGCUCAAAUCAGCUGCUUUAGUGGAUAGUGUGGUAACAAAGCCUCUUCGGUUGAGUAGUUUAAUUUGCUGCUUUCAAGAAGCCACUGGAAUUGGAAGGAAUACACAAGUAACAACAGGAAUACUGUCAACCUGUGGAAAUCUACUUAAAGAUAAGAAAAUAUUGGUGGUGGAUGAUAAUGAUGUGAACAGAAGAGUUGCACAAGGUACUCUGAAGAAGUUUGGAGCAGUUGUCACAUGUGUAGAAAGUGGGAAGGCUGCUUUAACAAUGCUUAAACCACCACACCAGUUUGAUGCUUGCUUCAUGGAUCUCCAAAUGCCAGAAAUGGAUGGGUUUGAAGCUACACGACAAAUCCGCAGUGUAGAAAGCAAAUUCAAUGAAAAAAUAGAUACUGGUGAAGUGUCAAAUGACACGUUUGUCAACAUGGCUCAUUGGCACACACCAAUAUUAGCAAUGACGGCUGAUGUGAUUCAAUCCACAAAUGAAAGGUGCAUGAAGUGCGGAAUGGAUGGUUAUGUAUCAAAGCCAUUUGGAGAAGAGCAGCUUUAUUCAGCAGUCGCACGUUUCUUCGUGUCUGGUUGAUUAGUGGGACUGAGACUUACUUGGCAGAAGUUCAUUGAUGCUGGUCCAGCUUGACUGCUAAUCCAAGCUAUUUUUGGAUUAACGUAAAAGGGAUUUUGGUUGUCUGACGACUGACAUCCCUCACUGCUAUGGUAGCUCGACAUGCUUUAUGAAUGCAGGGUUGCGACCAUGGUGGAUGGCUAAUAAUGCAUUGGGAUACCUUUGGAGUGCAGCCAACAACUUUUCGACGCCACCUAUAGCUAUCCAUCCCAUAUCACUUUCUGAGGACACAAUAAUGGAAUAGAGGCUUAGCUUAUAAAGUUAUGGUUUCUAACCAAAGUUCAAGCCAAUCGGGUGGCAUGCGUUUAGGGGAUGGCAAUACCGCAGCUGGUGGCCUGGCAAAGAGAGGUGGGUGCUUCUAACAGCUCAGUUUUUCCUAACAUUCUCUCUUUCCUGGAAAAUGUUUGGAUUGAUGAUGCUAGCUAGAAGUAUGUAUUACUCAGAGAGAAAAGAAGGAAUUGUUUCCAAGUAUUUUUGUUAAUGGGUGAUACUACAAGGCUUGUCUAUAGCAAUGCCUUGCUGGAACAGAGAAGAUUGACUUCAUUUCAUAGUUCAUACACUACGAUGCAUUUUCUUCUUGGUUCUUCAGAAAGUAUUGCUAUGUGGGUAGAAGGUUAUAUCAUUUCAACUGUAGAUCAUAC